Molecule: messenger RNA, 855 nt
Organism: Prunus mume (Japanese apricot)
Lineage: Eukaryota; Viridiplantae; Streptophyta; Magnoliopsida; Rosales; Rosaceae
Source: RefSeq, a predicted model, not a curated record
AUGGGGCAGAUUGCAUUCCAAUUUUCAGAAAGAGCACCAGGUACAUUUCCUAGCCAAACGGAACAUAAUCCAAGGGGAGGCGCAGAUUGUAAGGCAGUUCAAGUUCUACGUUCGGGUAAAAGUUAUGACAAUAGAGGUGAAAUUUGUGUUGGAAAUUCGCAGGCAGCAUCACAGCCACAAACAGAUUCAGGAAAUUUUGCAGAAUCUGAUAUUGUUACAGAUUCUAUAGAGUCUAUGGGCAGAUAUGAAAACAGUGCAAAAAUUGCUGCAGAAACUGCAGAAUGUGUUUAUGUGCCUCCAAUGCCUUAUCCCGAAAGGUUGAAGCCCACAAUUAAAGAUCAACAAUUGACACAUUUUAUGAAGACGUUGGCCAAAGUUCAUAUCAAUCUCCCAUUGAUUGAUGCAAUUAAGAACAUUCUAUCUUAUGCCAAGUUUUUAAAGGAUGUUUGCACAAAGAAAAAGAAGCUCGUGGAUUUUGAAAAAGUUAUUCUUACAGAACAGUGCAGCGCAAUUUUAUUACACAAACUGCCACCAAAGAAACAAGACCCAGGCAGUUUUACAAUUUCAUGCACAAUUGGAAAUUCUAAUUUUAAACGUGCUUUAAUUGAUUUGGGUGCCAGUAUUAAUUUAAUGCCUUUUUCUGUUUUUCAGAGACUAGGACAAGGAGAAAUCAAGCCUACAUCAGUUAUUCUACAACUGGCGGACCGUUCAGUUGCUUACCCUAGGGGAAUUAUUGAAGACCUCAUUAUUAAAGUGGAUAAUAUCUACCUUCCUGCAGAUUUUGUGGUCUUGGAUAUGGAUGAAGAUAUGCAAACACCGAUUACUUUGGGGCGUCCAUUCAUGGCUACUGCUUGA